Molecule: messenger RNA, 854 nt
Organism: Meloidogyne enterolobii
Lineage: Eukaryota; Metazoa; Nematoda; Chromadorea; Rhabditida; Meloidogynidae
Source: the annotation of a GenBank genome assembly
GGGAGAAAGGGAAGGAAAAACGAAAAAACUGGUCAGAAAAAGUGGGUACGAAUUCAAGAAUUACCAUAUACAUAACUGAUCGAGUGUUCACUGACUCAUUAAAGUACACAACCGACGUAUUUUACAUGAUGCGUUUGGUUGACUAUGGCCCACAAUUCGGACCUAUUUUGAAUUUUGUUGAAAUUAAAAAUAAAUGGAGUCAUAUUGCCAAUCAUUGGAAAUGUUUUGACAAUUUGUGUAUAAAUACAUUCGAACCAACUGGUAAAUGCAUUAAUGGAAAUGGAUAUGUUAAUUUAAUUAAUGAUGAAAAUAUUAAAUAUAUUUAUUACAAGCGUGCUUUUCAUAGACGUAAUGAAAUUGGUUCUGUUUAUGCAGAAAAUGCAUUUAAAAAACUACAAAAUUGUUCCAAUUAUUUCUAUUAUUUUGAAGUUAAAUGUAUAUUUGAAGGAAAUUUAAAUAAAGAUGAGAAAACUAUUUAUAUUGGUCUCAGAAAUAGUAUUUCAGAUAAAAGAAUUUUUUAUUAUGCUAUGCCUCCUACAAUUUAUAACGAGAAUAACAAGAAUCAUGAAGCUUUUAAACUUCCAAAUCUUUCUUGGAAUAAUAGUGAUAUUUUUGGUUGUGGAUUAGUUUAUCCUUCAACUAAUAAAUUAGCCGAAGAAUUUCCUUACGUUUUCUUUACACAAAAUGGAAAACAAAUUGGUAAGGGUAUAUUAUUAAAGGACAAUUUUGAUUCAUAUAAACUAUUUGUUCAACUGAAAUGUUGUUCUGUUGAAACAAAUUUUGGAAGCAAUUUGGAGUUAAAACCGUUUAAAUAUGACAUUUUAAAACAUUCAAUUCUUAAAGAAUUUUAUUGA